GCCAGGACGGCGCCCGUGGCGGGCUGGGAGGCCGGCCCAGAGCACUGCGGCGAGCGCCCCCCGGGCCCCACUCCGGCAGCCCCGGCGACCCCACCACGCGCCCGCCAUGCCCGAGCAGCUCAGCGUCGCCGAGUUCCUGGCCGUCACUGCAGAGGACCUCAGCUCCCCGGCCGGGGCUGCCGCCUUCGCCGCCAAGAUGCCCCGGUGCCGCGGGGCAGCACUGGCGCGGGAGGAGAUGCUGGAAGGAGACCAGGCCAUCCUACAGAGAAUAAAGAAGGCUGUGCGGGCGGUCCAUAGCUCCGGCCUCGGGCACGUGGAGAACGAGGAGCAGUACCGAGAGGCCGUGGAGUCCUUGGGCAACAGCCACCUGUCUCAAAACAGUCACGAGCUGUCCACCGGCUUCCUGAACUUGGCCGUGUUCACCCGCGAGGUGGCCGCGCUCUUCAAGAACCUGGUUCAGAACCUGAACAACAUUGUCUCUUUCCCCCUGGACAGUCUGUUGAAGGGGCAGCUGAGGGACGGGCGACAGGGAGGGGACUCAGGGCAGACCCCCCAAAAUCUCCCCAAUACCCUAGGCCUGAGCCUACCAAUUCAGACGGAUUACUGGCAACUGCGGGAAGAGGAUUCCAAAAAGCAACUGGAGAAGGCAUGGAAGGACUACGAAGCCAAAAUGGCCAGGCUGGAGAAGGAGAGGGACCGGGCCAGGGUGACAGGAGGGAGUGCCGGGGAGGUGGCGCAGGACACCCAGAGAGAGCGACGCGUCUUCCAGCUGCACAUGUGUGAGUACCUGCUGAAAGCCGGGGAGAGCCAGAUGAAGCAAGGUCCUGAUUUCCUGCAGAGCCUCAUCAAGUUCUUCCACGCCCAGCACAACUUUUUCCAAGAUGGCUGGAAGGCUGCUCAGAGCCUGUCCCCCUUCAUUGAGAAGCUGGCGGCCUCAGUACACGCACUGCAUCAAGCCCAGGAGGAGGAGCUACAGAAGCUGACCCAGCUCCGGGACUCCCUCCGAGGGACGCUGCAGCUUGAGAGCAGAGAAGAGACUCUGAGCCGGAAGAACUCAGGAGGUGGCUACAGCAUCCACCAGCACCAAGGCAACAAGCAGUUUGGGACAGAGAAGGUGGGCUUUCUGUACAAGAAAAGUGAUGGAAUUCGAAGAGUCUGGCAGAAAAGGAAGUGUGGAGUCAAGUAUGGCUGCCUGACCAUCUCACACAGCACGAUAAACCGGCCACCAGUGAAGCUGACCUUGCUGACAUGCCAAGUGAGGCCAAACCCCGAGGAGAAAAAGUGCUUUGACCUGGUGACCCACAACAGGACAUACCACUUCCAGGCGGAGGACGAACAUGAGUGUGAGGCGUGGGUGUCUGUGCUGCAGAACAGCAAGGACGAAGCCUUGAGUAGUGCCUUUCUGGGGGAGCCCAGCGGCGGCCCGGGGCCCUGGGGGGGCGCCGGGCUGGACGGGGAGCCCCAGGACCUCACCAAGCUGCUCAUCGCCGAGGUCAAGAGCAGGCCCGGGAAUGGCCAGUGCUGCGACUGCGGGGCUGCAGACCCCACUUGGCUCAGCACCAACCUGGGCGUGCUCACCUGCAUCCAGUGUUCCGGAGUCCACCGCGAGCUGGGCGUGCGCUUCUCACGCAUGCAGUCCCUCACCUUGGACCUACUGGGCCCCUCCGAGCUAUUGUUGGCCUUGAACAUCGGAAACACUCGCUUCAAUGAGGUCAUGGAGGCCCAGCUGCCCUCGCACGGCGGCCCUAAACCCUCAACUGAGAGUGACAUGAGCACCCGCAGGGACUAUAUCGUGGCCAAGUAUGUGGAACACAGGUUUGCCCGGCGAUCCACCCCCGAGCCUCAGAGACUCUGGAUGGCCAUUUGCAACCGGGACCUCCUGUCUGUACUGGAAGCCUUCGCUAAUGGGCAGGACUUUGGACAGCCACUGCCGGGGCCUGAGGGGCAGGCACCUGGAGAGCUCGCCCUGCACUUGGCUGUCAGAGUCACCAACCAGGCCUCCCUGCCCCUGGUGGAUUUCAUCAUCCAAAACGGUGGUCACCUGGAUGCCAAGGCUGCUGACGGAAACAGCGCCCUGCACUGCGCUGCUCUCUACAACCAACCCGACUGCCUCAAGCUGCUGCUGAAAGGGAGAGCCUCAGUUGGCACAGUGAACGAGGCAGGAGAGACAGCUCUGGACAUAGCCAGGAAGAAGCAGCACAAAGAGUGUGAGGAGCUGCUGGAGCAGGCCCAUGCCGGGACCCUCGCCUUCCCCCUGCACCUGGACUACCCCUGGGGGAUUUCCACAGAGCCUGGCUCUGACAGUGAGGAGGAUGAGGAAGAGAAGCGCUGCCCGCUGAAGCCCCCAGCCCAGGUCCGCUGGGCCAGUGGGAGGCUGGACAUCAGCAACAAGACCUACGAGACCAUCGCCAGCCUGGGACCAGCUGCCCCUAAGAUCCAGAGUGAGGAUUGCCCCCCACCUUUGCCGGUCAAAAACCCUUCUCGGACCAUGGCCCAAGGGCGUGCGGGACAUGCCAGUGGAGAUCGUUCUGAAGUUCCCAGCCUGAGCUCGGAGUCUGCUGGGGUCCCUGAGAACCUGAGCAGUCCAGCCUCCUCCUCCUCCAGCCUCACAAGCCCCGUGGAACCUGGGGGUCCCAACCAAACCCUACCCAGCUCUGAAGAGGCCCUCUGGGAGCCCCCGGGCCCCUCCCGACCCAGCCUGACAUCUGGAACCACCCCUUCAGAGAUGUAUCCCCCUGUCAGGUUCAGCUCUGAGAGCACUCGCUCCUAUCGGCGGGGGGGCCGGAGCCCGGAGGACUGUCCUUCAGCCCGGCAGCCUCUACCCAGAAGGAACAUGCCGGUUGGCUUCACUGAAGGAGACGGUUCAAGGACUGGGGUUCUCCCAGCAAGUUCUGUGCAGCUUUUGCAAGACUAGCUCCUUACUAGCCCUUGCAUGCCUGAACCACCCCCAUGCUGGACCCCAGAUUCAGAGCUAGGACUUGAGCCCACAAGACUGGGGAGCUGAGGUGUUUAUGCCCUGGGGUCUUGCUGUCUCUGUCCCUUGUGCCUCUGUGGCUGGCCUUCCUCCCUGACAUGGGCCCAUGCCCCUGCCAAGGGCACUGGGCCCCUCCAUGUUAGGGCUGAUGGCCGUUUGUCUCCAUCUCAUACCUGCCAGGGACCAGGGAGCCCUAUGGCUGGACCCGAGUGCUCCUGACCCAGCUCCAACUGCAGAACCUUCAAUCCCUCAUCAGACCAGGACUGUGUUUCUUCCAUCAGUCUGGGGGGCUCUAACCUGCCUUCAUCAUUCUGCAGGCCAGGGAUUCUGCCAGACUAGGGACUGUCUUCUCAGCCAUUCAUUAGCCUAGUAUUCUUUGACUGAGUUCUGGCUCUUUGUCCAUUCCUGUGCUAGGCACUGCAGAUGUCACAGGAAUAAGACAAAGGUCCUGCAGAUGUGGUCCCUUUCCGGGCAGCUGGUCCCACGAGUUAGGCUUGGAAAUGGGCAGGGCUAGAUUCCAGAGGAUGGUUCUGGGCUUAGGGGCAGACUGACAAUCAGCUGGCUUACACCUGAAUAACAUUGCAGUUGUCUACAGCCUGUAUCCAUUCUGGUUGCUCAGUGCCCGUGCUAUACUGGCUGUUAAAUAAAUAUUCUGAAUAUCACUCCUUUUGAGGGACAGCACAGCCUUGCUGGGGACCUCUGUUGUAACAGAUUCCCAGCCAGGAAGUAGAGGAGGGUUCACCCCCAUUCGCUUACUCUCCUUGAUUUAGCAAGAAUGAAAGGAAUGGUCUGGGAUGAUUAUCCUCACUUCUCUCCUCUUUCUGUCAGUCAACUCAGGAACCUUCCAGUCUCGGGGGAGGAAAGGGCCAAGAAAGGAGAAAGGAGAGUGAUAGAAAUGGAGGGUGGAGACUUAAAGGUUCUACUUCCCAGCGCCAGAAAUUCCACAGUCGCUUUCAGGCCCGUAUUGGAAAACAGAUACACCUAAGCCAUCAUCAGUCUCUUAACAGGUCAGCUUUAUAGGCGCUGGGCACUGGGACCUGGCAGGGAUGGACCAGGACAAACAGGGGAGGCCAGAGGAUGCCAAUGGCCAAUGCAGCAGCCUGGUCCGGGAGGCUGCGCUGUUUACCCUGGAGACCUGACAGGUGUGUGAUCCCACAGGAGCGAGGUUGUCUUCAGAGCCCCCAGUGUCUUGUUAUUUCACUCAUCUCUAAUAAAAGAUUUUUCAGAGUAAA
Balaenoptera ricei (Rice's whale) is the source of this 4206-nucleotide messenger RNA. RefSeq names its product ArfGAP with SH3 domain, ankyrin repeat and PH domain 3 (gene ASAP3). Gene Ontology annotation, cellular component: focal adhesion; cytoplasm. The record is from RefSeq and is a predicted model, not a curated record. The transcript has 26 exons. Gene Ontology annotation, molecular function: protein binding; GTPase activator activity. Lineage: Eukaryota; Metazoa; Chordata; Mammalia; Artiodactyla; Balaenopteridae. The coding region runs from base 107 to 2914 and encodes 935 amino acids. Gene Ontology annotation, biological process: cell migration; positive regulation of GTPase activity.